This is a messenger RNA of Austrofundulus limnaeus, 2720 nucleotides long. RefSeq names its product NEDD4 binding protein 3 (gene n4bp3). The coding region runs from base 270 to 2177 and encodes 635 amino acids. Gene Ontology annotation, cellular component: cytoplasmic vesicle. Lineage: Eukaryota; Metazoa; Chordata; Actinopteri; Cyprinodontiformes; Rivulidae. The record is from RefSeq and is a predicted model, not a curated record. The transcript is spliced from 10 exons.
CUGCUGUUCAAACCUCUGGGAGGGAAAAGGCUCAGUCCUGCUCUGUGCUGCUUCUCCUCUUCGUUUGCAGCCCGAUCCAGACCCAGAUCACCUCUGAAAUCUGGGGGAAAGUAUCCUAUCCAGCAUUUCAGUUGUAGAUUUUUUUUGUUUUGUUUUUGUUUUMGGGGUUUCUGUACAACCCAAGCUGCGGCAGAGUGCCACUGUUGCUCAGAGAGAUGUCCUGCACUCAGAGGAAGAUGUCUUCACCUCCUCGGAGUGGCCUGUAAUCAAUGGCAGCCUCAGUCCAGACUCUACCUUUGACUCGUGGGCCCAACCAGAACUUCCGCUGCCCUUUCCCAGCCUCCCCCUUCUCUCCACACCGCGACAUGGGCAGCGUAGGUAGCCUGGUGGAGAGGCCCGAUGUGUCUCCGACUAAAAGCAACCACGCGGUGCCCCAGGUGAGACCCAAACAAACCAACGGGCUCCUGAAGAAAGGCCUGACCCAGAGAGAGCUCCUGAACUACCUCAACAUCACCAGGAAGUUGCCAAAACAAGAGCCGAGUGGCGACGGCAAGAGAGAUGUCAUUGUCGGCCGAGGGGACGACGACGUUUACGCCAAGAUCUACGAUAAAAACGGCACUGAAGUAGACCUGACCAAAAACUCACUGCCGAGCGGGGGCAAGCAUGAAAAGAUCCGUUUCAGGUCUUCCGCCUUCAAGCCCGUCACCCCCAAGAACUUCAGCUCCAUGCAAAACCUCUACCCCUCUUCCAAGCUGGAGGACAUGGAUCACGGCCUUUCCAACGGACUGCACAGAGCGUACGGCCACGUCCCUAAAACACUCUCCACCUCCUCCUCGUCUUCCUCUCCCUCACGACACGGAGGACRGACACUGGGGGUGAAUCAGGCCCUCCCCUCAGCGCGAGUGAUGAGCCAGGAGGAUGAUAACCUGUCGGACUCGGGCCACAACUCGAUGAGCAGCCUGCCGCCGUACCGCCCUCCCUUCCGCCCACACCUGGCUCACAUCAGUGCAUCGAUGGGCCACAUCAACACCAUCGGCUCCCUGGACCGAAAGUCUCAGGGCCCGAAGGCCGUGGGGUCGGGGGGCGUGGCCAUAGGGGAGAUGGCGUGUCGAAGCAUGGCCACCCUGAGCCGCCUGACUCCGUACGGGGAGGCUCCACCUCCUUACGAAUGGACGCCGUCUCUGUCUGUGGAGGACGUGGUGCGGGAUCUGGAGGAGCGCCUGGUGGAGAAGGAGCAUGAACUGAACCAGAUGAAAAGGAACCUGGACGAAAGCGAGGGCGCCAUCGCUCAGGUGUUCGAAGGCAAACAGCGUCUGUGGGAGAAGGAGGUGGAGGAGCUGAAGGGCCUGUACGCUGCCAAGCUGCGCCAGGUCUCCCAGCAUGCUCAGCGCUUGCAGCGCAGCUUCCAGCUGCAGCUGCUGAAGGCCGAGCAGGAGAAGAYCCGACUGCAGGAGGAGCUCGACAACCUGAAGAGGGAAACGAGCCGAGAGGCUGCCGUCAUGCCGAAGCCAACCAGCCCGACCCUGGAGGAGACGCAGUGGGAGGUUUGCCAGAAAUCAGGGGAGAUCUCCCUGCUGAAGCAGCAGCUCAGAGACUCCCAGGCAGAGGUGACCCAGAAGCUGAGUGACAUCUUCAAGCUGAAGACGCAGCURAGGGAAACUCGAGCCGAGCUGCGCAACAGAGAGUCUCAGCUCGAUGCUCUGCAGCUCGUCCUGCAGGGGACACGCUGUGAAAGGUUCUCCUCUCCCGGUCCUUGGGAGAACGGCAAAGGAGCUGAAGAGAAUCCAUCAGCAGGGGGAGUAACAGGAGGCUCCACAGAGGAGCGUCUGCGCGCCGAGCUGCUCCUGGAGCGGCGUCAGAGCGAAGCCCAGGCCUCGGCGUUCGAGGAGGAGCGGCACACGUGGCAGACAGAGAAGGACAAGGUCCUCCGCUACCAGAAGGAGCUGCAGACCAGCUACUUGGAGAUGUACCGCCGCAACGACGAGCUGGAGCGGGAGCUGCACGAGCUGAGGGCAUGCAGAGACCGAGGGGAGGGAGGGGGAGGAGGARGGAGCAGAGAGGGGACGCUGGAAAGGGAAGCACCGGUGCUGGAGUCCGGGGCGGGGGGUGAAAARGUGGAGGACACGCCUUCGUCGGGUCUGCCGUGGAUAGAGAAGAUUGAGUCGUCAGAAAUUUGAAUAGACUGACUUGUUUGCAAUGCAAAACAUUUCCCACUAACUGGARGAGCAUCUGUGGAAGGACAUGUCAGCCAGGAAAACAAACAAACAAAGCCCAAUCACUCUGAAAUGGUAAAGUGGUGAAAAUAUGGAAAACUUAAAAAGUUUGACUUACUUUACCCAAUUCUUUUUUAAAAAAUAAAAGUGGUUUAUUUGCUUAUUUUUAUGCUCAUUUAAAGCAAAUAAGAGAAAAAGACAAAACACAUCAAGCAGCAAAAAGUAUUCAAGCAUUAAAUAUUCAAAUGUUCUGCYUUUAGUUUUUGUUUUCCUGGUAGAAAAUGGCUUCCAUAGUUUCCUUUCUGCUCUGUUUUUUUUCUGCUUGUGCACAUCAGUGUGUGAAGCUUCCCUGGAAAGACCAACAACAUCCUCCGGUACCACCGUCCCGCUCAGAGGCUGGGUCCACCCUGAGCAGAAAAACUUCUGCUCAGUUUUGUAAAAUAACAGCCAAGCACCGACACUGCCCUGCUGUAGAGAUCUACACAUAAACAAACUGAUGACUGGAAA